Adineta steineri is the source of this 1574-nucleotide messenger RNA. The record is from the annotation of a GenBank genome assembly. NCBI's taxonomy places the organism in Eukaryota, Metazoa, Rotifera, Eurotatoria, Adinetida, Adinetidae.
AAAAAACCCAAAUUUUAAUUUUAGGUAAUUUGGGUGAAAAUGCUCAACUUAAUCCUUUAACAACGGGAACACAUGAAAAUCAUCAACAUACAAAUAUUCUUGGCCCAAAACAUUUUAUUGUUGAAGAAGAAAAUGAAGCUCUAUUAGCAAAAGAAUUACAAGAAGCUAAAAUUCAAAGUACACAUAAUAGUCUUAGUUCAAUGCAUAGUAGUCAACCACAUUUAUUAAAUUUUGAAACAACUGAUUUUUGUCUUCGUCAUCCAAAUUUAUUACUCGAUCGUUUAGCAUUGCAUUCCAAAUCAUUAUCUUCAUUAUCAGCCAUACCAUCAACAACAGAAAAAAAAAUACAAAAAAGUUCUUCUGGUACUAUACAAUUACGUUUUACUACUGGACUUGCCUAUGAUGAUGAUACAUUAAAACAUGAAUGUUAUUGUAAACGUACGGAUCUUCAUCUUGAGAAUCCUCGUCGUCUACUUGUUAUAUAUGAACAUUUAAAAAGAUCAAAUUUACUUGAUGAUUGUGAAAUUAUUCGUGGUUGUUGUGCAACCAUCGAUAUGUUAACUGAUUGUCAUGAUCCUGGUCAUGUUUAUCUAUUUGGUUGUGAUCAAAGACAACGUAGUCAACAAUCACCAGCAAUAUUAGCUGAACGACUUAAAUCUCUAGUACAUUUACCAUGUGGUGGUUUUGGCAUACACGAUGAUGCAGAUACAAUAUGGAAUGAUGAAUAUACAGCACGUGCAUGUCGUUUAGCUAUUGGUAAUACAAUUGAAUUAUCGAAAUAUAUUCUUGAUGGAAAAUUAAAAAAUGGUUUUGCACUUGUACGUCCACCAGGUCAUCAUGCGACCCAAAAACCUCUGGGUUUUUGUUAUUUCAAUACAGUAGCUAUAGCAGCAAAAUAUUUAAAGAAACAUCGAAAUUUAGAACGUAUUGCUAUUGUUGAUUGGGAUAUACAUCAUGGUAAUGGUACACAAGAUUUAACAUAUGAUGAUCCAAAUAUUCUUUAUAUGUCAUUACAUCGUUAUGAUAAUGGAACAUAUUUUCCUGGUGGUGGACGAAUAGAAGAAUGUGGUUGUGAUGAUGGUCUUGGUAAAAAUGUGAAUAUUGCUUUUUCCGGUGAACCGCAAUCAGUUAUGACCGAUGUUGAAUAUUUAGCAGCAUUUCGAAGUGUUGUUAUACCCAUAUUAAAACAAUUUCGACCUGAAAUUAUUCUUGUUUCAUGUGGUUUUGAUGCAUGUACAGGACAUCCUCAUCCACUUGGUGGUUAUGAAUUAACACCGACAUGUUUUGCUUAUAUGACAAAGGAACUAAUGAAUUUAGCUGAUGGAAAAGUUGUUCUUGUUUUAGAAGGUGGUUAUGAAUUAAAUGCAUUAGCUGAAUGUGGAAAACAAUGUAUCGAAGCAUUACUUAAUCGACAAAUACCUACGUUCAGUAAAGAAACUCUUGAAACUAAACCAAAUCAAUAUGCUGUACGUAGUUUAAAACAAGUUAUUCAAGUCCAACGUGAAUUCUGGCCUCUGCUUGAACAAUAUAAACAUUUGAUUUCUAUGUCACAUGCAAAGGCUACUGAAUCAUGA